Molecule: messenger RNA, 3189 nt
Organism: Ylistrum balloti
Lineage: Eukaryota; Metazoa; Mollusca; Bivalvia; Pectinida; Pectinidae
Product: transmembrane protein 168-like
Exons: 4
Coding region: 79-2127 (682 amino acids)
Source: RefSeq, a predicted model, not a curated record
CGAUUGAACUUGUAAACCAAGGUUAGAUGCAAGAUUUUCUUCUCCAUUAUAAUAAAUAUCUUUAAUACUUUCACCAAGAUGAAGGUCAAAGAUCUACACCUGACAAGCUACAUGGGCUACCUCCCCCAUAUAAUUUUGGUAGCAGCGCUAGCCCUAGGACUGUACACACAGUGGCAGUAUAGCCAGAAUACCAUUGUACUUGUUGUAGCCAUACUUGGGCUUUUUGUUUUUGGAUUAUCUUGUGCCUGUCAAUAUUACUUCAAUUAUGAAUCGAUGGGACGUGCUAUCUUACACAUAUGGUUAGGCUGUAUUUUAGGUGUAAUUGUGUUCUCCGCAGAGCAGAAAGAAAUCGAGUACAUUGUUACACAAGAAGUGAUGAAUAUUCUGUUUAUGACAAGUCUUGCUGUAUCUUGUUUCUGGAUUAUCACCCAACGAAUCAUGAGGUUAAAGAAGCACGAGGCAAAACUAUGCGAAUCUACAGAACUGUUGGAGUGCCUGGGUUUAUCGAUAGCAACACUUCUCACAGACCAGUACGCCAUCCCAAUCACUCUCUUUAUUGUUUCUGUUGUCUGCCAUUUGAUGGCCAUAAGACUCAAGUCCAUUUUUGGACUUGCUAGCUUCCUUGGAAUGAUUGUUGUGGUGUUGGUGUUUUUUAGAGAUGAAAAACUCUAUGUUAAUCAAUAUGGACUGAUUUGCUUUGUUGGGCGACAAGCAUGUUCACCAAUUGUAGAUCUAUAUUUCUCAGAUCUGACAACACUGGAUAGAUGGCAGACAUUCUUCAAUUAUUCAAGAUUUCUAAGACAUCUUUCUAUAUUUUUUAUAUUUAUAGUAAAUGUUACGCUAGCAGCAUUUAUAGGUAAACAGAUAACUUCACACAAGGAAUGGUUUGUAGUUGUUCCAAUAUUUGCUGUUUUCUUACUGAUGUGGUUGUGUUUCCACAUUAUCUACAUAAUAUCCUGUUGGAAAUUGAUGAGUAAGGUCACUGAGUGCAACAGCAUAUACAAAAGUGUGUCAGACGAACGAAGGAGCCUUAACAGGAUAAUGUCCUCUAAAGGGGUGCGUCACUUUAGCCUUGUGUCAGUGCGGCUUAUUUGUGUGACGCUGGUAACAACGCUAGUAUUGUGUGGUCUGGGAUGGACAACCCGCACUGGUCACAGCCAGGCACUUCUGUUCAUCGUGCUUCCAUUGGAGUGUAUGACCUUAAGUCUGUUCAGAGAACUUGGAGAUUCCCUCGGAGGCACAGCAAUCGGAUAUGCCAUAAUCAGUCCAAUCUCAGGUCAAAGACCAGGUGCUGGUGUCAAGCUGUAUGCCCAUAAUAGUGUUCAGGACAUGGGAUCUUAUGCUAUGGCAACACUUAACAAAAUUUGCCAGUUCUUUGACUUUCACAUGAUCAACAACUUUGGUACUGACUUCUCUAGCAGUGGGAUGAGCCUGGAAUUUCUACAGUCUAAGGUGAAGGCUUUCUUUGGUCGGUGCUGUAUGGGGGAGAAUGGACCUCGUUAUGACACCUAUCUGCUGUAUUACAGUGGGGAUGUGUACGACACCGGGGAUUGGGCUUUAGCAGAUAACAAGAAUUUGAAGUUGGACACUCUCCUGGAAUGGUGGUCGGAGAAAAACGUUGACUCAGGAGCACGUCUGAUUCUGGUACUGGACUCCCUCCACUCACAUCACUGGGCAAAAGAAGUACGGUAUAUUCGUGAUGACUUUGUUGCCAUCCAGACGUGUCGCUACAAAUUCCGUCAGGAGGACUUAGAACAGGGGGAGAAACCUCCAGCUGGCUCAUUCUCACAGGAUUGGGUGCAUUACAAUAUGGAUGCAGCUAUCGAACAGGACUGGUCAGACAAAGAACGCACAACUCGUGCCAUUUAUGGUGUGUCCAAACACUGGACAGACUUCACAUUCCACAUGCCAACAGAAAGAGACAUAGCUGAUCACUGUGAUUCUAGCUUUCCCAAACUGGUGAAGCCUCUGGUACAGGUCGUCAAUUAUCGUGGAGUUCCUUGUCACGGGGUCUCACUCUGUUUUUGCUGUGAUAUUGUCAUACGUUGCAUGAAACGGAAGCGGAUGAGGUGGCUCCCUCCAAAAGAAGUGGAUACAAAACAUGGCUUCAAACUAAUCCAGUCAUAAUGACACACACACACACACACACACACACACACACACACACACACACACACACACACACACACACAUAUAUAUAUACUGGGGUUCUUGUCGAGUAAGAUCAAUAACUUUGGUAAACCAAAUUCCAGAUUGCUGAAUGUAACUGUUUUAAAAGUCCUUCACAUUCUGGUUAUAUAAACAUUUAUGCAUGAUCUUGUCUUCAAAGUGAGUUUCAAAAUAGUUGGUGCUUAAUUCAUUAUUAUCAUUUUUUGAAAGAAAAUGUAUAUCCCCAAUAUGAAUCAUAUAUGAGGAAAAGUGACUCGUAGCCAUCAGGCUGUUCACAAUCCUCGUUAAACAAAUAAAGAAUAGAAUUAAGCAAUGAUGAUGUAUUGCAAUGAUUAAUUACCCUGUGGAAUACUUUACUCUGAAGAACUAGAUCUAAACUUCAAUUUCAGAAAUUCACAGGCUCAUUGUCAGUCAUGCAAGACACAGAAGUGAAAGUGAUUUCAAUGCAAUUCACACUAAAUUUAUAUUUUUUUUCAUCUGCCAAAACAUUUUGGUACAUCAAACACUAAUUUCUUGUGCUCACUUCAGUGCUUAAACACAAAAGGCCGCUAAACUAAUUGAUGGUGUUUUUGAAUUUUAAGAUAUACAGUAAAUUGCUAUCUUUCUUCUUUUACAAUCAUUUUACAAACUUUUAAAUUCACCUAGGCUUCACCUAGGUUAGGUAGUAAGAUCAUUCAUGUUGGGCAACUUCAAUUCCAAAUUGUUAAGUUAGUAUAGUUGACAGUAAGCAUUGUUGAAAUUAUGGUAGUACAUGUACUUUAAAUAUAUCCUGUGUCUGGUUUACUUCAAGUUUUCAAAUUCUAACAAUCGUGAAAACUACGACUCUUGGUUAUUUUUCAACAAGCAAAAUUAUUUUUGAUGUUACUUUAUAGCUGGUGUGAUGCAAUUUAAAGCUACAUUUUAAAUGUUAGUGCUUAUGAAUAAGGACUUUUAAGGUACCCCUUCAGACUGAUACACUGUAUUUUUCUUCUUCCUUCCUUGACUAGCCCUCUUUUGUGAGGAAAGCCUGAUUUAAUUACA